AUGGUCGACAUGGAUACGCCCAAGGAUUCGAUGACAAGGGAGAAUAAGAGAGGCAGCGAUUGGUCAAAGCUUUGUCCCGGCGUCUUGCGAAAGAUCAUGGAAACGUUAAGCCCUCUCGACUCUCACCGAGCAAAACUCGUCUGCUUAGGGGAAACAUGGCUUCCUCCGGGUGGUUCGAUGCAAAAGAAGACGAGAAGAUUUACACAUUUCGGGACCAGUUGUUUAUCUCGUUACCGAUACAGGGACUCUUAUUGUAUGACUAGCUACUGGAGUUGGCUCCUGAUGGCUGAUUCAUACUACGAUCUCUUUCUUUUUAACCUGUUAACGCGCAAAAGGAUCAGUCUUCCAUCAAUAUCGGCGAUUCUUGAUGGGACUGUGAGAGUAGAAAGACGAGGCUGGAUAAGCUCAGCUGUUCUUUGGAUAGACGAGGCAACAGGUUCUUACUUCGUUGCUUGUAUUUUCAGACAGCGCUACUUGUUCUCAAUCAGUAACGGAGAUGAGUCUUGGACGAAUCUGACACUUCAAGACAGUGUUUCGGGUCUUCUUGAUGCGGCUUACAGGAACAGCAAGCUUUAUGUGUUGACAACUGAUCAGCACAUCAAGAUUUUCGAUUUCUCUAGAGAUUUCAGUAGAGAAGGAAACCCGUACCGGAACCAUCCGUUUUGCUUCGACGAGAAACCGUCGGAAUACGUCUGUGCGAGGAAGAUAGCGAUUGAGGAAUCAGGAGAGGUUCUUGUUAUCUUGAGCUUAAAAGAAGUGAUUGAACACAAAGAGAAGCUUUUGUUUUACGUAUUCAAGAUGAAUCGUGAGAGCUUAAAGUGGGAAAGAGUAGAUUCUCUUGGAGACGGCGAGAUGUUGAUUUUUGGUCAUGGGGUUUCGGUAAAAGCACCGGUUAGAGAUUAUCUUGGUAAUGGUGAUGGAAGCAAGAGUGGUUCAAUACUGUUUGUUAAUGAUGAUGUUUGGUCAGAUUAUCAAGAUCAUAAUUGUGGUGUUUUUGAUAUCGCUACAGGAAGAAUCAAAUGGCCCAAGACAUCUUGUUUUUAUAUAAACAAUUCUCAGUGGUUUGUUCCAGGAGUUGCUUAUGAUUAG
This is a messenger RNA of Thlaspi arvense, 1089 nucleotides long. NCBI's taxonomy places the organism in Eukaryota, Viridiplantae, Streptophyta, Magnoliopsida, Brassicales, Brassicaceae. The record is from the annotation of a GenBank genome assembly.